AUGACGCUCAAAGACUUGCUGAAGAAGAAGGACAAGAUCAAGGACGAGGGCGCCGCGGCUCCACCCCGCACAGGGCCAACGCUAUCCGCAGACGUCCCAGAAUUCCAAUUCUUUCGUACUACCACGUCCACGCGCGAGACUAUUGAACCCCCCAGCUUCCCCGGCGACCCCACCCGCGAAGCACCAGCUCUCCUAUCACCCACACGCAGCGCCUUUGGGAGGUUCCGAAGUCGAAGUAAUGCAGCCUCUCAGAACCCACAUAAUGGCACAGAGGGAGUAGCGAAAGGGUUGGAACGGUUGCAUUUUGGGCGGACGCGCUCGAGCAGCUCUGCGAAUGUGCCCGAAAACCUGCCAGAAGUUGGGGGAGAUGGAGUCGCAAGAACAGAAGACGAAGAGGCGAAAUGGGAGAAGAGGGCCACGGUGCUCGUAACGGAGGGUGCGCUCGCAGGUGGCGCAAGUGGCCCAGCGUCACCGAGAAUCGAAGUCACAAAUCCAAUGUCUCCAGGAGCGCCAAAGGGCAGGAGUAGGAGCGCCAGUAUUGCUGCGCCGGAAGACGAAGAGAAUAUCCAGGAAGCUAUACGGCUGCAUGAGAAGGGCAAUCUCGAGGCGUCGACUGCGCUGUUCGGUCGUCUGGCCGACCCAAGCACUCACAACAAUGCACUUGCACAAGUUCUCUACGGCCUUGCAUUGAGACAUGCCUGGGGCAUCGAGGCAAACCCAGAACAAGCCGUGCAUUUCCUAAGCAUGGCUGCCUCCAACAGUGCCGAAGUUGAGAAGCUCGCACUCGGCGCCGGCAUGAAGAAGGGCGGUUCAGCAAAAGGCGAGCUUGUGCUGGCAAUGUAUGAGCUGGCCAACUGCUUCCGCAACGGCUGGGGUAUCAAGAAAGAUCCCGCAGCCGCGAAGCAGUACUACGAAACUGCUGCCAACUUGGGCGAUACUGACGCCAUGAACGAAGUUGCAUGGUGCUAUACGGAAGGCUUUGGAACCAAGAAAGACAAGUCCAGUCGUCUAGAUGUUCAUGCGACACUCUACGCACACGGCCAGGCCUGCAUGGCCCUCGCUUUCGCUUCGAUCGCGAGCAGCAUCAUGCGGGUGGCUUGCGUUCGGCUGAUGCGGGAGAGCGGUAAUGUCGCUAACAAGGCUUCGCAGUUCAAAGCGGCGCAGUUCUUACGCCUGGCUGAGUCGAAGGGCAACAAGACUUUAGGCAAUACAUGGUAA
Messenger RNA from Parastagonospora nodorum SN15, 1218 nucleotides. RefSeq lists its product as hypothetical. The record is from RefSeq and is a predicted model, not a curated record. Gene Ontology annotation, molecular function: protein binding. Lineage: Eukaryota; Fungi; Ascomycota; Dothideomycetes; Pleosporales; Phaeosphaeriaceae. The transcript is spliced from 4 exons. The coding region runs from base 1 to 1218 and encodes 405 amino acids.